AGUGAGCUGUUCACUGCUGCGACUGGAGUAUUGAAUCAUGUUUUCUCUCUGAUGCUUGGAAACAGAAGAGCUUGACUUCAUCCUGAGGAGGAUCAGGCGGCAGCAUGGCAGAUGAGAACGAGACACCUGCUGUUGCUCCUCCAGUGUUUGUGUUUCAGAAAGAUAAAGCACAAAAGAGGUCAGCAGAGGGAUACAGCACAGAGGAUGGAGAGGACUCUGAUAAAGAAGACGGCAGUUACAGUCCUGCUGCCAAAAGAGGAAGAAGAUCACCAUUUACGCAAUUCCCACCAUCUCAUUCCGUUUCUAAGAAUAAUGUUUUCAUGCCAUCCAGUUUCUGCCAGUCACCAACCAGAAACUCCGACUCAGAACCUGAAGAGAAGACUGUGGGGUUUCGCCUGAAGCCCCCGACUCUUAUCCAUGGCCAGGCGCCGAGCACUGGUGUCCCCAGCCCGAAACCCAAAGAAGCCCAGCGCAGCAUCCUGAGACCUCCAGUGCUGCAGCCCCCUCCGGCCCGAUCCCCCCCUCAGAACAACACAAGCAAAAGCAGUUCAAACGGAGCAAAAAACCUCUCCGAUGGAGGAGCAGAAUGUGAAGGUAACUCAGAGACGCCUGCUGCUGGCACACAGGAUAAUGACGUGACAUCGGUAAAGAACAACAGCACUUUUGAGCACAAAACAGAAGACAAAACUGAAGGUGCCCCAAUUGAGGGCAGUUUUGUGUUUGGACAGAAUAUGAGGGACAGAGCAAAGGUGGCCAACAGCUGUGUCUUAUCCGAGAGUGGCGAUUGUCUUCUGGCUGAAAAUUCAGAGGAGACCAAUUACUUUUUGCAGUGCGUCACUUCCAGUGCACAAAAACCUGAUAGCAGCAAUGCCAACAGCGUGAAGUUUGUCUUUGGGCAGAACAUGUUGGAUCGUGUCUUGGCGCUGCCGAAAUUCAGCACUGAACCUCCAGGGGGCAGCAGAGAGCCUCAGCCUGAGAGGGGCCUGUUCAGCCAGAUUUCCUCCUCACAAGAUCAAACUGUGGAGAAGAGUGACACCACGAAAGAGUCUCUGGAGGAGUCAGCGGCACGACACGAAGCACACAAACCCCAGAAGUGUUUAUUAGAGCGGGUGGAGGUCAGGACAGGAGAGGAGUCUGAGAGCAACGUGCUGCAGAUGCAGUGUAAGUUGUUUGUGUUUGAGAUGCUGUCUCAGUCGUGGGUGGAGAGAGGAUGUGGAGUGCUCAGGCUCAAUGACAUCGCAUCCGCUGAUGACGGCACCUUACAGUCCAGACUGGUCAUGCGGACUCAGGGAAGCCUUCGAGUGAUCCUCAACACUAAGCUUUGGCCUCAGAUGCAAGUGGAUAAAGCCAGUGAGAAGAGUCUCAGAAUAACAGCCAUGGACACAGAGGAGCAGGACGUCAAAGUCUUCCUCAUAUCUUCCAGCUCUAAGGACGCUGCGCAGCUCUUUGCAGCCCUGCACCAUCGUAUCCUGGCGCUGCGGAGCAUCAGCGGGCAGGAGUCUGACGGCCGUCCGGGCAACCGCUUCAGUGAUGACGACGAGUCCCGCACACCCCCCACAUCGGCGACGCCUGCUCAAGGUAAUCUGGAGGCAGGUGUGUGUCCAUCCACAGGUGACACAUAGUGGUGAGCCUGCUGCUGAUUUCUGUCCCACAAUGCCUCACUGCAGCCCUUUGAUCCGCUCAAAUACUAUGCAGGUGUUUUUAUUCCAAAAUCCUUCAGGUGUACUUUAAGUCUUGUGUUCAGCUGGUUUUAUUUAUUGCAUUUUAACAGCAAAAAAACUCAUCUUCAGGACUGGACACGUAACUCUCUCAAUGUCAUCAUAUUGAUGGAAAAGAGAGGCUCUUAGUGUUUUAGUAAACUGGUUUUCCAUUCUAAAUGUGAGACUUAAUUACUCCAUUUCCUGCUGAGUGGAAACAGGAUAAAGUGCACACAGAGUUAACAGAAACCAAACAGAUGCUAGUUGUCCCAUCUCAUCUUCCGUCACGGUUCUGCUCAGUUUCAGCUGCAUUGUUCAAAUUAUCCCUCACGUUCUCUCUUUAGAUUUCAGAAUGACUUUACUUGAGUCAUGUGAUUUGUAAGCGGCAUUUAGUUUCCUCAUAUAGUGCUGUAGAUCAGUACAAUAUUAAAAGAGAGCUGAUCGUUCAUGUGGCCGCUCUUCUCUUGAGUCUUAUAAACAUUCAGAAUCAGAAGUUUCACACUGCGGCUUUAAGUGGACCUCAUUUAUUAUUCAUAUUAGAUCAAAU
This is a messenger RNA of Sinocyclocheilus grahami, 2244 nucleotides long. RefSeq names its product ran-binding protein 3. The transcript is spliced from 18 exons. Gene Ontology annotation, biological process: protein export from nucleus. Bases 105 to 1622 code for a protein of 505 amino acids. NCBI's taxonomy places the organism in Eukaryota, Metazoa, Chordata, Actinopteri, Cypriniformes, Cyprinidae. The record is from RefSeq and is a predicted model, not a curated record.